This is a messenger RNA of Amoebophrya sp. A120, 1890 nucleotides long. The record is from the annotation of a GenBank genome assembly. Lineage: Eukaryota; Dinophyceae; Syndiniales; Amoebophryaceae.
UCCUGUUUGAAGAAGAUGAUUUUCUUGAACAACUUGUUUGUUUGAUUUUAUUAACUCAGAAGCAGGCGGCGUUAAAAGUAAAUGCAACGCAAUUCAAAUCAAUUUCAAAAGUUUGGAACUUCAGGCUUUGCCGCCGCCCGGCAGAAAUAAAUCACGGAGCGCGCGUGGCCGAUUCAAGUCGAAUUUCGCGCGCCCAGAGGAAGGCAUCAGCGCGCAGUUUUCUACUUCGCUUUUUUAGAUAGCUCUCGAUGUGGCCGAGUCUGACGGCGCGUUGUGUGCGCCUUUCUUACCGUCAUCGACCCAUUUCGACGCACAAGCGCCACAAAUGGCGCGCACCCGGGCGGCUUUUGGAGUGUAUGUGAGGGGUAGGGGUUGCGUAAAUGCGCGGCCCCCACUGGGGCCGUGUAGGAUUCCACAUGACAUGUCAGCACAUGCCCGCGUCCGCGGGCUCGGCCGGUCCUUGGUGUGUGCCGCACUUGGCGAGACACAGAAGCAAUUCGCCGUGGUCGCUUCUCGCGAAGCUUUCAGAAGCUUCGCAAUAGCUGCGGGCGGCGUAAGGAGAUUGGGACACGCCAAAAACAUGGCUGAUUGGCGCUGGUGCGUGGACUGCUUUAUUUCUGAGUUGGAUGCGCUCCCUCGCGGGCAGUCCUGGUUGAUUCGCCACUCCAUUUUGCCGGAGAGGAAACUUGGUCCAAAUUUGAUCCAAAAUUGAUCCAGACACGGAUACGUAUAUGUGGACCAAAUUUGGACCGAGUUUGGACCAACUCUUGACCGAAUCUCGAUCAACCAUUUGAAAUUGGCCAGAAUCUCGAUCAACCGUUUGAAAUUGGCCAGAUUCUCGAUCAACCGUUUGAAAAUGGCCGGCAUCUCGAUUAGCCGUUUGAAAUUCCCGACUGUCGUUUGAAAUCCCCGGCCGCAGUCUGGGGUUGUCGAUGAAAGGCACCGGCCUGCCGCCAGCGGGCCGGUCCCUUUUCUAAUCAGUUGGCCUCUGAGGCUGCUGGCGAAUUUGGGUUGGCCUCCCUUCCUGUUUGUGAAAAGUUGAGCGGUUGGCAGGAAGACGCAACUUCUGCAACGUGCACAGAUGGAAAGAUGGGGACUUCGGGCGAGCUCUUCGCCCAUCGCGAAUUGCGCCUGGCUACUCGCCUUGAGCAACCUACUUUGACGUGUCAGCCUCUUCAUUAUUUCGGUGAAGCAGACGAGCGCGCAUGUUUGUUAUUUCGGUGAAGAAGAUGAUUUUCUUGAACAACUUGUUUGUUUGAUUUUACAGAACAGUCUAAAACGCACCAGAGAAAUUCGCGGUUUCUGUAUCCGGGGGGUCAGACUAGGAGGUGGCCGGGUACUAGGGGGCUUGGCAUUUCAGCUUUGGCACGACGAGGCCGUGUGCCGGAGUUUCAGCGACGCACCAAGCAAGUUUCUCUCUUGGCAAUUUCGGACUCUGAUUACAAACCCAGGCGCCUGGGCGGCUUUUGGAUUGGGCGGCGCGCCGCCGGUGUCUCAUCUUCUGGAAGGAAUUGCUCGGGUGCUUUCUUUGUGUCGGUUGGCAAACUACUUUCGCUACAAACUGCAAGGCGUUUUGGUGGGGCUAUCUUUGGGUUAGGUUUUCUUUCACAUUUUUGGGCAGCGGCUCUGGAGUUCUUUUCCGCCCGUAUUUGUUCUGGCACGGGCUUCCUGGUCGGCAUGCUAGCCUCGGCAGUGCCCUGGUUUGGCUUUCGUAGCUAUCUCCAUUUCGCACCAGAAUUGUCAAUGACAGGCGUCAUACGUAGCAAGCGCCGCUACGUGUAGCUCUCCCCUCUCCGUCAGGGGGUCCUAAUUCCGGGUCGGGUGCAAGUGGGCCUUGGGUGUUAUAGGCCAGGCAGCGCUGGGUCUGGUCGCCCCUGUUUUGGAGCCGUC